AAAACAACACUUUUUACUAUUUAGAGAGAGAAAUUAAGCAGUGAAUAGUGGAGCACUUAUGCAUACACAUUAAUUAUGCAUAUGUAGGGAGAGAGAGACGUCGGCAAAUUUGAUGAGAGUUGAAGCUGAGCAAAAUUUGCAGUAUUUGAUCUUCCAUUUCAUGAAUUACUCGGAUUGGCUAUUCCAAAUACAUUACCCCUGGCUCGCUUGACUUGAGUGAGGAUACCUAAGUUUAUGAAUGAAAGGAUGUUGCAGCGUCAGAUCAUGUUUAAGCAGUUGCAGGAAAUGCAGCGAAGACAACAACUCCAGGAGUUGACCAAUGCUAGAAACCAGAACUAUGUAAAUCAACUAUCAUCACUGAAACAGUCAUCAAGUGGUCAAUUUUCUCCUACUGUCAAUGAAACACCAAUGCCGGAUCCGUCAGGAAUGUUUAUGACGGGUAACAUGAUGCAACACAGUGGAUCCAAUGGAUUAGUACUUGGACAAAGUCCUGCUGGCCUGUCUCAGCCUCAGUUGGACCUAUCUUUAUAUGGGAAUCAUACUCCGAACGCCGAAAAGAAUUUGAAUCAGUAUGCCCACCUUCAGGGCCCGUCUAAUCUUUCGACCAAUAGUAGUCCUUUAGGAAUGGUCUCCAUGCAGCCUUCAGGCUUCAGCAACUCAUUCAUGAGUCAACAUUUCAAUUUGCCUGCUGAUCAAAUCAACAUGACAGAUGUGUCCGUUCAUCAUUCUAAUCAAGAGAAGGACUUGUUUGGUCAAGCUCCCACUGAAGGUUUACAUAGUGCAGGUUUAUCUGGAAGCUACUCCGAGCAAGGAACUAGAAUGCAGGGACAUGCAUCAGCUCUAGAAUUUGAUGGGAGGCAUGAAGAUCCAGGUUGGGGUGGGCUUCCUGCUGGAACAACAUCAAACUUUGGCAUGUCAGCGGUGGAUGAUUCUCUAGACCCAUUGGAACAGAAAAUCUUGUAUAACACAGAUGAUGACAGCUGGGGAUCGUUCAGAAGAAGCAGCAAAGUGAGCACAGGAGGCUUUGCAGGUACGAUGGAAAACAUGUCUGACUUGGAUGGAUCGCCUUCUAUACAAAGUGGUACCUGGAGCGCUCUAAUGCAGUCUGCUCUCGAAGAAGCUUCUGGAAAUGAUCCUCGGGUACAAGAAGAAUGGAGUGGAUUGAGCUCCCAGAAUCCUGAAUCCAAUGAUAGCAAAAGGCUGCAAAAUAAUUGGGUUAACAGAAACUCCCCAAAUGCUGUCUCUCCAAGGUCAAAGCCACAGCAAAUGGCCCAGAAUUUCAAUAUGAACUCCAGCUUUGCUAAUUUUCAGCAAUUGGGUUACGAGUAUCAGAAACAGAAAGGAGAAUAUUAUUCUGAGUCUUCUCAUGCCACUACUCAGAACUCUCCGAGAAGUACGAGCAUGUUAGCUGACUAUAACUCUCAACAGAAGCUUCCCAGUGGAAGGACCCCUGUUAUUCAAACAUCUUUGCCAUUGCCAAACAUGUGGCCUGGUCAACAUAAGGAGAACCCAAACAAUGAUGCACGCGAGGCUAGCCUAUUGUCAUGCACUAGUGGCAACCAGCCACAACAUGAUUUUUCAGGUCAAGACUUCAAAGGUGCUUUUUGGCUUCAAGGGAGUACAUCGCAUCAUGUGCCUGGUGGCAUCCAAAAGAAACACGAUCAGGUGAACCAGGUAAACACUCAUGGGUACUCAGUUCAUCCAGAUAUUAUGACCUCUGGAGUUAAUAUGGAAGCCGCAUCAUCAGUGUUAAAUGUUCAUUUAGAACGUCCUGGUGAAAACAUGACUGCUCUGAGGCCUUCGGAUCCUCAAACUUCUCAGACACACUCAGUUCUCCCAUCCUUAUCCAUGCUCUCUUUGCAGGCAGCCUCUAGUGCAACGACUCUAUCAAGUCAUAUUGUGAAUGAUCAUGUUGAAAACCAGCAUCCACCUUCACCUGUUCCUAGUCGCAUAAAUGCUGAAGUCCCACUUUCUGGGAACGUGGUUGUUGCACAACCCUCUUUGACAUCAGAUAGGCUGCAGCAUGUGGGGUUUCAGAUGGGGCAACAUACUCAAUGGCAGGGUAUGGCCUUGCAGCAAGAUACAUCUUCCCUGGGAUCUUACAUAGUUUCCUCUAGUUUGUUUGGCUCCCCUGAUUCAGCAUCUAACACUACAAGGACUAGCUCAGCAGCUACAAAUGAGCAGCACUACCAGAAUUAUUCUCAACAAAUAUACAAUGCAAAACAAUAUUCAGGGAAUUUAGCUGGGCUUGAUCAGAGAUUAGAGAAAGGAAGUUCUAUUCAUGAAGGGUCAACUGAUAUAAAUAGCUCUACAUCCCUCAGCAGUAAUAUUCAAAAGCAAGAAAAUCUUAGAGAUCAUGGCUUGGAUGCAGGUUCUAUUGGCUCUGGUUCUAUGAUGACUGAUGAUGGUAAGAGCUUUCCUCCUAAACAUGACAGUGUGAAUAUUCAGCAUCCAGAUGCCAAUCUCGAGGAGCUGUUCUUGAGUGGACAGGAUUCUGGAAACAAAGGUGUAGCAAAAACUGACCUGAGUGGAGUAUCAUUCCUUGACACAUAUUCAUCUGGGGAUAGUAAAGGGUGGAAACCUGCUCAAGGGGGCCAAGAUUAUAAGUCUGACAAAACUUUGUUGACAUCGUACCAACCGAAUUUCCAGCAGAGUAUGCUUUCUCAAAAUGAUAUACCGCCAUAUUCAGUUGGCAGUAACAGACCUUCUAAUGCAGUACAUCCAUCACGAAUCAGUUUGCCGAUGGUCCAAUCCUGGUUUAAACAGUCUGAGACCUUGAAGAAUGGACAGAGGUUGCCGAUAUAUGAUUCACGAGCUGCAAUUCAGGCCACACAACUAUCCUCUGAAAUUACUCAUGGAACCUUGCAGGAUAACAGUUUGAAUAUGCAAUUAAAUUUGGCUAAUGCUAGUCAAGGAAAUGGGUUACUUUCACCUACAUCUAGGAACCCUGUACUGCAUAAACAAUUAAACCCCCCUUCUAUGUUGCCUUCAGAUGCCAGUCACCAAAACUUAGCUGUUACAUUGCAGAAGAAACGGAAACUUGUUGCAUUUAAUAUGGUACCCUGGCACAAGGAAAUAGAUAAUGACCAGUUGUGGCCCCAAGAUAUCAGCACCGCUGAGUUAUCAUGGGCACAAGCUGCAAACAGAAGAGAAGAAGAGGUGAUUUCUGAGGCUGAAAUUGUAGAAGAGUCGCACCCAAUGAUUCAAGCAAAAAGACGGUUGGUUUGUUGUACGCAACUUAUGCAACAAGUCUUUCGACCUGCACCAUCAGUUAUUAUUUGUAUGGAUUCCAGUUCAAAUUGUGAUUAUCUAGCAUAUUAUGCGGCUAGAUUAACAUUAGGAGAUGCAUGUAGCUUGACUGGCCAAUUCCCUCCUGACUCCAUGGAUGAGUCGGAUUCACAUGACAAACCACAAACUUCAGGGAAAAUCGGUGCUUUCAAGUUCUCAAAAGUUGUAGAAGAUAUUGUUUGUCGAAUAAAGAAGCUUGAAGGUGAUUUAAUGAGACUGGAAAAAAGCCUAUCAAUUGUAGACAUCAAAGUGGAAGCCCAGGAAUUGGAGAAAUUCUCUACCAUCAACCGCUUUGCGAAGUUCCACAUCAGGGCACAGCCGAGUUCAGUAGGUUCGGAAACCUCCUCCAGCACAUCAACUUUGCACAAAGCUCACCCUCAAAGAUACGUAGCAGGGCAUCCAAUGCCUAAUAAAUUACCAGAAAGUGUUGAUUGUCUUUGUUUGUAAUAUGGAACGAAAUAGAAACUUAUGCUACGGCCAUGAUUCCCCGUCUCCUUAUAUUAAGAUCUGCAGUUUUCUGACAUAUAAAAGUCGAAAAGAGGUGACAAAAUGCCGCGAAGGUGAAUGCAAGUUUAGACCAGGUGACCUUCUCUAAUCUAAGGUGGAUCCGUUCUCAAUUUUUGAGAAAGGGUAUAUCUAUAGUAUAAUAUAUUGAUGUUUGUAUAUCCGCAUGAAAAAGUUAGGUGGAUGUAGGAGCAGGUAAAUGUACGGAUUUAGUAGUGAAUUUUUAUUAAUUCACUUUUGAUAUACUGUGCAAGUUUUAGACCUAUCUAUAAUAAGCUCUUUCUCCA
Molecule: messenger RNA, 4079 nt
Organism: Salvia hispanica
Lineage: Eukaryota; Viridiplantae; Streptophyta; Magnoliopsida; Lamiales; Lamiaceae
Source: RefSeq, a predicted model, not a curated record